Trichoplusia ni (cabbage looper) is the source of this 2171-nucleotide messenger RNA. Its product is annotated as iroquois-class homeodomain protein irx-1. The coding region runs from base 985 to 1827 and encodes 280 amino acids. Gene Ontology annotation, molecular function: RNA polymerase II cis-regulatory region sequence-specific DNA binding; DNA-binding transcription factor activity, RNA polymerase II-specific. The record is from RefSeq and is a predicted model, not a curated record. Gene Ontology annotation, cellular component: nucleus. Lineage: Eukaryota; Metazoa; Arthropoda; Insecta; Lepidoptera; Noctuidae. Gene Ontology annotation, biological process: regulation of transcription by RNA polymerase II; muscle organ development; cell development. The transcript has 3 exons.
GGAUAUCUCAAAAAUAUUUACAAGUGUAUUUGUUUCCGAAUUACAAACCACGACGCAAGUAAAUAAUUAUAUUCAAUAAUGUAGAGUUGGGCGCACUAACACAACUUUGCUCUACAUGAAAAAUAUUAUUCCAACAAGAAGAGACGAUUUGACCAGAAACAAGGAAUUUUGUACUUACCUAUAGGUGCAAUGUAUUGUCCAUUGUAAUCAUGUUUUUGAAGACAUCGCGGGAGACAUCCUGAAAUAACACGUAAGUAUUUGCAGCAUGGAUGCGCCCGCGCCGCGGCGCUACCGUCGCGCGCUUAUCCGACGCCAUUUUCACACAAUCCCCGAGCUUUCCCGCACACAGGUACGUACAAUUUUCGCAUAAUGACAAAAAGUUUGCGUUAAAAUAACACUUAUUAUAUCAAAAUCAAUUUAUUUAAUCAGUGCGGUCGUUCUCACUUCGUAAACUAUUUAAUUAUCACAAAAUUUGAUUCCGCCAUUCAAAAACAAGAACAUUGACCCUCGAGCACACGUAAUAGUUAACAUGUUUUUUGUUCAUUGUGGUAAUUACUGAAUACGAAAUAACCAAAGCGAUACGUACAAUUAAAGUAGACUUCACGUAUUAAAUUAAAUCGGUGUAAACUUUGUAAUGUGCGCUCAGGGAGGGUAUUGCGGGUAAAUAACAUCUAGAACUGAACUGAGGAAUGUGACCGUCAUGUUUCGGUUACAUCAACGCAGCUACUACAAGACAGUGUUACCUAUCUAACCGAUCCACGUAAUUAAACAGUAUACUCUCCGAAGACAAUCUAUUUAUGUCAUCAUGUCCUUAUUUUUUUAAUAGAUCAGUAAGCAUCCCCCGCAGCGGCAGCGUUGCGAGACACGAGUCGUGUCGCAAGCGGUGGUGCCCUUGCACGUGCUGGCCACUCGUUACGUGUCGCUUAAAUACGGUGCACUCAAUUAGUGAAGAAUUUAAGUAUAAAUCAAGUAAUAAGGGAUCAGAUGACACUCAUCCAAAAAACUGAGGAAAGCAAGGGAGUCAUGACUGAUACCACGGUUAAAGAAGAUGUCGGGAAAUCUUCGAGACCCGUCAGAAACAGACGAUACACUCGAAGGAGUUUAGUAGCGGGCCAGCGUCCUCAAAAGAGGCUAUUCACACCUGAAAUAAAACGAUAUCUCAAGGACUGGCUGGUGCGACGGAGAGACAAUCCGUACCCGAACAGAGAAGAAAAGAAAUAUUUGUCUCGAGAAACAGGACUCACCUACAUACAAAUAUGUAACUGGUUCGCCAACUGGCGAAGAAAGUUGAAAAACGUGAAUGCAGACCGAAAUCAACAAACAUGGGGGCACUUAAUACGCACAUACAAUGACCGUGCGCAAGGCAAUGUGGAACAGUUCAGCAUCUGCUCAGAUGACAGCAUAUGGAGCGAGUCUGACCCUACCAGUCUAGACGACGCCUUAGACAAUGACGAUGAGUUAUCUGGAAGCCCAGAAACAAUCACCGAAUACCACCACGACGACUCUGACGCGUCAUCGAUCAUGAAGGAAAAGUGCGUCAACUUCAAUAAUAAUUCUUAUCAAAAUGAUGCGAAUGUUAGCGGGGGUGAAGAAAACAAAACAAUAACCAGCCCAAUGCUACUAAGCAAGUGGUUAGAAAGCGCAGCUCGGUUCCAGCCCAGUGAAUGCAACUACUCGUGGUGGGCCGACGGCAAACGACGAAAGCCCGACACAAAAAUCCAACGGAUUACAAUAAACACAUUGUCGCGUCAUGAUCGAGACGAGGUGGAAGCAGCAGUGGCCCUGACAGCCCUAGCCACCGCCACCAGCCGUAUGGCAACACCGUGAUUUACUAUAAGAAUUGAUAUAAGCAAAAGUGUCGGUUUAUACUUUUGAAUAAGAAAUACUCUUUACUAUAGGGUAACUGCCAAUAUAAAACUUGUUUGUAUGUUUACUUAAUUUUAGUCAGCUGCGUAAAUAAAAUUUACUAUUACGUAAUGCCAAUUAAAUCACGUCUUGCUCAAGUAUUAUUAAAAGUAAGAUUCUCAAGGAAGUAAUCCUGCUUGUAUAGUCAUAACUUUUGAUCUCUAUUGGACUAAAUAGUUUUAAGGUGUAGCUACAACCAAAGAUUGUGUUAUUGACAAUAUUGAAAAAUAAAUUUGUUAAAAUAUUUAACAUGUCUUAGUUGCUUA